Messenger RNA from Coturnix japonica (Japanese quail), 8445 nucleotides. It is a transcript of the gene DIP2B, whose product is annotated as DIP2 acetate--CoA ligase B (putative). The record is from RefSeq and is a predicted model, not a curated record. Lineage: Eukaryota; Metazoa; Chordata; Aves; Galliformes; Phasianidae.
GCGGCGCUGGGGCGGCGCUGUAUCCAGCAUGGCGGAGGUGGCGGCCGCUCCCGCUGCUCCCGCGACCCGCAGCCCCCGGCGCUGAGCCGGAGCCGCUCCGAGCUCGGCGGGCCGGGCCUGUCUUUAUUCCCCUUCCCUUUCUUCCCCUAUCCCUUACCUUCUCCUCCCGCCAUGGCCGAGCCGGCGGCCGCGGGUAUCUCCUCGCUGCCUCGCGAGGUCCGCGAGCAGUUGGCCGAGCUGGAGCUGGAGCUGUCGGAAGGGGACAUCACACAAAAGGGGUAUGAGAAGAAGAGAGCGAAGCUCCUGGCUCCGUACGUCCCUCAAACACAAGGGGUUGAUCCAGCUCUACAGAAGGAAACCAGAACUCAGACACCCACUCCAUCUGCAACUCCAGCCCCAGCUCCCUCCUCAUCCUCAUCCAAAUUUCACCGAGCCCGAUCAGGGGGAGCCAGAGAUGAACGCUACCGAUCUGAUAUUCACACGGAAGCAGUUCAAGCAGCACUGGCAAAACACAAAGAACAGAAAAUGGCCCUCCCCAUGCCCACAAAAAGGCGAUCUACGUUUGUUCAGUCUCCAGCUGAUGCCUGCACUCCCCCAGACACGUCUUCCGCAUCCGAGGAUGAGGGGUCACUAAGGCGUCAAGCUGCUCUUUCUGCUGCAUUGCAUCAGAGCUUACAGAAUGCUGAGUCUUGGAUCAACCGAUCUAUUCAGGGGUCAUCCACAUCUUCAUCAGCAUCCUCUACACUUUCCCAUGGAGAAGGCAAAGGGACCAGUGGGUCACUAGCUGAUGUAUUUGCCAAUACUCGAAUAGAAAAUUUCUCAGUUCCCCCAGAUGUCACAGCAACUACCUCCUCUUCCUCCACACGCCCAGCAGCAAUUGACCUUCCUCCUUCAGGGAUCGUGAAGGGCAUGCACAAGGGAUCCAAUCGGUCCAGUCUGAUGGACACUGCCGAUGGUGUUCCUGUGAGUAGCAGAGUCUCCACAAAGAUUCAACAGUUGCUGAACACCUUGAAGAGGCCCAAGAGGCCCCCUCUGAAAGAGUUUUUUGUGGACGACUUUGAAGAGAUUGUGGAAGUUCCACAGCCUGACCCAAAUCAGCCCAAGCCAGAAGGACGCCAGAUGACCCCUGUGAAGGGGGAACCACUGGGAGUUGUUUGUAACUGGCCCCCUGCCUUAGAAGCAGCACUGCAGCGCUGGGGAACCACGCAAGCUAAAUGCCCCUGUCUGACAGCACUGGAUGUUACAGGAAAACCAGUUUAUACCCUUACAUAUGGCAAAUUGUGGAGCAGAAGUCUCAAGCUGGCCUACACGCUUCUUAACAAACUGGGGACCAAAAAUGAACCUGUGUUAAAACCUGGAGAUAGGGUAGCCCUUGUGUAUCCAAACAAUGACCCAGUGAUGUUUAUGGUGGCAUUUUACGGCUGUCUCCUAGCAGAAGUGAUACCAGUGCCUAUAGAGGUACCUCUUACCAGAAAGGAUGCUGGUGGUCAGCAGAUUGGUUUUCUUCUGGGAAGCUGUGGUAUUGCUUUGGCCCUCACCACUGAAGUCUGUCUGAAAGGGCUUCCAAAAACCCAAAAUGGAGAAAUUGUGCAGUUUAAAGGUUGGCCUAGAUUGAAAUGGGUUGUGACAGAUUCAAAAUACCUCUCCAAAUCUCCUAAGGACUGGCAGCCCAACAUCUCAGUUGCAGGAACUGAGCCAGCAUAUAUUGAGUACAAGACCAGCAAAGAGGGCAGUGUUAUGGGUGUCACAGUGUCUCGGAUUGCAAUGCUGUCUCACUGCCAAGCUUUGUCUCAGGCCUGCAACUAUUCUGAAGGUGAAACAAUAGUGAAUGUUUUGGAUUUUAAGAAGGAUGCAGGGUUGUGGCAUGGCAUUCUCACGAAUGUAAUGAACAAAUUGCAUACUAUCAGCGUGCCCUAUUCUGUGAUGAAGACCUGCCCACUGUCGUGGGUGCAGAGAGUUCAUACUCACAAAGCAAAAGUUGCUUUAGUCAAGUGUCGAGACUUGCACUGGGCCAUGAUGGCCCAUCGAGACCAAAGAGACGUCAGUUUGAGUUCUCUACGCAUGCUGAUUGUGACUGAUGGUGCAAAUCCCUGGUCUGUUUCUUCAUGCGAUGCCUUCCUGAGCUUGUUUCAGAGUCAUGGGCUUAAACCAGAGGCAAUUUGUCCGUGUGCCACAUCUCCAGAAGCGAUGACUAUUGCAAUACGGAGGCCUGGGGUUCCUGGGGCACCUCUACCUGGAAGAGCCAUUCUGUCCAUGAACGGGUUGAGUUUUGGUGUGAUUCGUGUCAACACUGAAGACAAAAACUCUGCACUCACUGUUCAGGAUGUUGGGCACGUGAUGCCAGGAGGAAUUAUGUGUAUAGUGAAACCCGAUGGACCACCUCAGCUGUGUAAAACAGAUGAGAUUGGAGAAAUCUGUGUUAGCUCCAGAGCAGGAGGAAUGAUGUAUUAUGGGCUGGCAGGGCUGACAAAGAAUACAUUUGAGGUUAUUCCUCUGAACUCAGCUGGCUCUCCAGUGGGUGAUGUGCCAUUUGUCCGUUCCGGCUUGCUGGGCUUUGUUGGACCUGGCAGUUUGGUGUUUGUGGUUGGAAAAAUGGAUGGAUUGCUGACAGUCAGUGGACGGAGACACAACGCUGAUGACAUUGUCGCAACUGGGUUGGCAGUAGAGUCAAUAAAAACAGUUUACAGAGGAAGGAUUGCUGUAUUCUCAGUAUCUGUCUUCUAUGAUGAGAGGAUUGUGGUGGUGGCAGAGCAGAGGCCAGAUGCAUCUGAGGAGGACAGUUUUCAGUGGAUGAGUCGCGUACUGCAGGCAAUUGACAGCAUUCACCAAGUGGGUGUAUAUUGCCUUGCUCUUGUGCCAGCUAAUACGUUGCCAAAAACUCCACUGGGAGGGAUCCAUAUCUCUCAAACUAAACAGCACUUUCUGGAGGGCUCUCUGCAUCCAUGCAACAUCCUCAUGUGCCCACACACUUGUGUUACUAACUUGCCUAAGCCUCGACAGAAACAACCAGGUGUUGGCCCUGCCUCUGUGAUGGUGGGGAACCUGGUUGCUGGGAAGCGUAUUGCUCAGGCCUCUGGAAGAGAUCUCGGUCAAAUAGAAGACAAUGAUUUAGUUAAAAAGCACCAGUUCCUGACAGAGGUGUUACAGUGGAGAGCUCACACAACUCCUGACCACGCGCUCUUCCUCUUAUUAAAUGCCAAGGGAGCUGCUGUGUGUACAGCCACCUGCCUUCAGCUGCACAAAAAAGCUGAGAGAAUUGCGUCAGUGCUCUGUGACAAAGGACAUCUCAAUGCAGGAGACAACGUGGUGCUUCUUUAUCCUCCUGGCAUUGAGCUAAUCACCGCGUUCUAUGGCUGUUUGUAUGCUGGCUGCAUCCCUGUGACCGUGAGACCACCUCAUGCUCAGAGCCUCACUGCUACUCUGCCCACUGUGCGAAUGAUCGUGGAAGUCAGCAAAGCUGCCUGUAUUCUCACAACCCAGACCUUAAUGAGACUACUGAAAUCCAGAGAGGCAGCUGCUGCUGUAGAUGUGAAAACCUGGCCGACCAUCAUUGAUACAGAUGACUUGCCCAGGAAGCGGCUCUCUCAGAUCUAUAAACCACCUACGUCUGAAAUGUUAGCAUAUCUAGAUUUUAGUGUUUCUACAACAGGCAUGCUUACAGGAGUGAAGAUGUCCCACGCAGCAGUGAGCGGCCUCUGCAGGGCCAUCAAGCUUCAGUGUGAGCUCUACUCCUCACGGCAGAUUGCAAUCUGUCUUGACCCCUACUGUGGACUAGGGUUUGUGCUCUGGUGCCUUUGCAGUGUGUAUUCUGGACACCAGUCAAUUUUAAUUCCUCCUAUGGAGCUGGAAUCCAAUCUUUCUCUCUGGUUAUCUACUGUCAGCCAACAUAAAAUAAGGGACACUUUCUGUUCCUAUUCAGUCAUGGAACUGUGCACAAAGGGACUUGGAAACCAAGUUGAAAUGUUAAAGGCACGAGGAAUUAAUCUGUCCUGUGUCCGGACGUGUGUGGUUGUUGCAGAGGAACGGCCACGAGUUUCUCUCACUCAUUCCUUCUCAAAACUCUUCAAAGACAUUGGCCUGUCAUCUCGUGCUGUAAGCACCACCUUUGGAUCAAGAGUCAACGUUGCUAUCUGUUUACAGGGAACUUCUGGGCCUGAUCCUACCACAGUGUAUGUAGAUCUGAAGUCCUUGAGACAUGACAGAGUCCGUUUAGUGGAAAGGGGAGCUCCGCAAAGUCUGCUGCUCUCGGAGUCUGGGAAGAUUUUACCUGGAGUCAAAGUGGUUAUUGUUAAUCCUGAGACAAAAGGGCCUCUUGGAGAUUCUCAUCUCGGAGAGAUUUGGGUGAACAGCCCACACACAGCCAGUGGCUACUACACCAUCUACGACAACGAAACCCUUCAAGCCGAUCAUUUCAACACUCGUCUGAGCUUUGGAGAUGCAGCUCAGACACUUUGGGCUCGGACUGGGUACCUUGGCUUUGUCCGUCGGACAGAGCUGACAGCUGCCAGUGGAGAGCGCCACGAUGCACUGUAUGUUGUUGGAGCACUGGAUGAAACUCUGGAACUGAGGGGGCUGCGUUACCACCCAAUUGAUAUUGAGACGUCUGUAUCCCGGACACACAGGAGCAUUGCUGAAUGUGCUGUCUUCACGUGGACCAACUUGCUCGUGGUCGUCGUGGAGCUGUGUGGCUGUGAACAGGAGGCCCUGGAUUUAGUUCCUCUGGUUACAAACGUGGUCCUGGAAGAACAUUAUCUCAUUGUGGGAGUGGUGGUGGUAGUUGAUCCUGGAGUUAUUCCUAUCAAUUCCAGGGGGGAGAAACAACGGAUGCAUCUCCGUGACAGUUUUCUGGCUGACCAGUUAGACCCCAUAUACGUUGCUUAUAACAUGUAGUGUGUGGGGGAGCGAUGCUCAGAAACCUUAUGGGACCACCAUACAUAAAGGGUGGCCGUAGAAAUGAAGCUGGUGAAAAUUACUAAUACUUGAUAUCAAGUUUGAGAUUGCUACCACAUUCCCUUCAUCUCAUCCUGUGGUAUUAAGAUCACAUUAACUACCAACGGGGAAAAAAAAAACAAAAAGGAAAUGUGGUAGACAAUGGAAAACAAUUUGUAAUGGUUUACUGAAAUAUUAGCUUUAUAGCAAAUGCAAAGUUGACAAGCGUGUGAGCUUCAAAAUUCCUAAGGCCUUUACAGUAGUGUUACUUUUUUCAUCUGUUGUACAUAUUUGUAUUUUUAUCUAAUACUGUUUUAGGAUUCUCUAAGGGGAGGGUUUAUUUAGUUAAGAUAAUGAACUAUUAAGAGGAGGGUCGUCGGAGUUCUGCAGUUCCCUACUAUAUAAUGUACUUUGCAUCUGUACUGUAGCUAUCCAUUCCGUGGGAUCACACAGCUUAUUUAAAAUCGUGCCAUGACCAAAUCAAUAACUUACGGAAUCUAAGAGUUACUUAUUCAGAUAGAUAUUUCUUGAAUUAAAAAAAAAAAAAAGAAAAAAAAGAAUUUUGCCUAUAUUUUAAAUAUGUAAAUAUUAUACAUAAUUCACUUAGAUAGAAAAUUAACUUGGUUAAUGAUGACAGCUGAAGGUAGAAAUUAAGGGCAAGUAACUUUUGUGGUCCUUAGCAUAAUUACAUUUGGUUAGACAACUAAUGUGGGAUACGAAGAUCUCACACAGGUUUUCUUCUUUCAGUAUGUAGUCUUUUAUUGCUGGCCAGAAGCGUGUCGUAGCACAUACAAACCCAUGAUUUAAAGGCACAUCUUCCUAAGCGAGGCUGAGAUACUUAAAGAGUUGCAUCGAAUCUGGUGAUGAACACGCAGUUCAAUUCCCUGCUUGUGCAGUUCAGUCAUUAUUCCAUCCAAUUCCCUCGAGGGUACAGUGAGAAUCACAGUAGAUGGGCUCUGCUGUAAGCUGGGAGACGGUGACCCAGAUUCCUUCCAAACGUUCCCUGGGAGCAAUUUGCUAUCAAUUUCUGGGGUUUGGGCUGAGAGCAGUUCUACAGGAGGAGGCACGAAAAUGCAACAGCGGUUCUGGUAAAUGCAUCGUUAACAUGAAUAUCCCAACCUUCAGAAUGCUGUGUCAGCUUUCACACUGGUCAGUGAAGCUGUAGAGCAGCGGGUCCAAGCUCUUCCUGCUGCUUGGGAGCAACUGCAUGCUGGGCUGAAGGGAGAGAUGGCGUUUAAGCUCUGACUCAGAACGACCUUUAUUCACGUAAUCCUGAAUUUUAUCCUAAAUUCCUAUGGGUGUUAAGGAAAUACGAUUUUGGAAGCAAUGAGAGUUGAUACCAAGGUAUUGCAGCAGGGUUUUUCUGAGUCGAAUAUGGUAUACAGUGUAAAUAAACUUGUUCUUAAAAUGCUCCACAUUACCUCGUUCCAAAUUUGUAGGCGGUUUUUAAAAGGUUUAUAGGAUGAGCUCUGAAGAUCCUGUGGCAGUUAUCAGCGCAGAACCUGGCGGGCCUGUAAGCAAAUGACCAGCUUUUGGUUCUUGAACAACUCCUGAUGCAUUCUGUUAGCUCUGAGGACAGGAGCACUGCAGCACGGAUGGGAAGUUCUGAAUAUCUUUGGAAGAUAUUCAGUGCUGAAGCAUCUCAGGUUGUGUUAUUUGCAAAUGCUUCAGUUUAUAAGCGUGUGUUUCUACAGGGUUUAUUUUUCCCCUGCAAUGAAGCAGCACAGCAAGUGAAAGUUCUGUGCUGCUGUGUGGAUGUGACAGUGUUUCUGCUGCUGGUCUCUAUUUCCUUACAACCUGCAUCCUAAAAUGCCCUCAGAUGGAGUUUAGUAUCUUUAGUAUGAACAGCAAAAGGACAGCAGCAGGUGUAACUGUGACUAAUACACUUGGAACUGCAGCUGCUUAUUUCUAGUGUGAAGUGCACUGAAAUUAUUCUUUUCCAGCCAGUGAAGUGAGAGAAUCUCCUUGUUUUGCUGUGCACUCCUUAUCUUUUUGAUUUUUCUUGCACAGCGGUGCAGCUUCACUUUUUUUGUUGCAUAUUUCAGGAAUAAAGCAACAAAGGGCCUUGACUUUUUCUUGCUGAAAUCAAAGCUUUGGGGGAGUUGUUUCAACAAACUCCUUGUUUGCCCACAGAAAUGGGUUUCAAGUACAGAUUUUCUUUUACUUGCCUUUUAUUCUUUUCAGCAAUAAAAAGUGGAUGUAUAAAUCCACUCAGAGAUUCCCAGCAUAUGGCGAGUUGACUUUGUGGGAUGGAUUUCUUUGGCACACCUGAUGUGGUUUUGAUUUUCCCCUUUGGUCUUUAUAUGGAGAAGUAUUUGGUUGUUUCUCAAAUCUGGGUUUUUUUGUCUCACGAGUUUACUGCGUGCUCUUCAUCUUUAUCUCCUGGUAUAUUGAAUUUCUCUGAGAACUAAACUCCUGUCCUCGGAACGAGAUAACAUUCUACUCUUGAUUGCCACUAAGUGAUAUAUAAAGCUGGCUGGGCUGGCUUUCACUGAAUGCUUUUGUCUGUGUUUGGUGCAGUGAAAAGCAUUGUGUUGGGAGAGGAAGAAAUAUGGAGCUGUGAAUCUGGAAACCCCGAUUUCCAUCUCCAGCUCUGCUGAUGACUUGCCACAAGGCCCUUCAAUAGGUCAUUUCACUCCUUCAGUUUCUUCAUCUGUAGAUGAGGAUAUUACCUAAUCCUUACAACAUCCCUGUGAGGUAACUAACUGUACAGCACUAAGUGCUAAGUAUUUUUCAUUGCUAGCCUCUUUGAGGUCAGGGUCAGUUUGUUCUUCCAAACUGAUAAAUGAUUAUUUGGUUGUCUUGGGAGGGCUGUCAAGAGAUGUGACCAUUUCACUUCCAAAUGCUUGCUUGGUGUCUUUCCACAUGGAAACCGAGAUAUUUUAACUCCACUGAACUUGCGGGGCCACUGAAGGGUUCUGAUGUUGUGUGUUUGGGUUCAGAGUUGGGUUCUGUUCCAUAACUGCUGAAUCAAGUGUUGAGUCCCAAGAAGCAGAUUUUCCACGCUCCUUUGGCUUUGCAGCUUAUCCAGUUGCAGAGGACAAAUAAUCUCCUCUUGCUGUCUGUCAGACUCCAAGCUACCAGCUGCAGUGAAACUUAAACUAGGAAUUUUUACCACUUGGAACUAAAGUAUUUUGUAUGUUUUACUGUUUCUGAAUACUCCCUAAGCAAAAUGUGUUGGGUACAGGUAAUUUCAAGUCCUGUUUCGUUAACGUUUGCACUGCAUCUCUGGUUUAAAUAAAUGUAAUUAAGAUGUGUCAUACUAACUGUCCUAAAAAAGGUUGUAAAAAUGAACAAUUCUAGCCCUAAAUGCAAUUUUUUUUUCCUUUAAUUUCUGUCACCCUAUUUACCAUUGUCAAAUUCAGACUACAGCAUUAUGUAAUUAUGUAAAAAGUUUUUAUUUAUUUAAGAUUAGAUUAGCUAUACAUUUUUAAAUUUAACAUCUGGCUGGACAGUGUUCCAUUAACGCAUUGAUUGUGUUUCCUUUGUCUUGUGUUAAUAAAUAUCGAUGCCUGA